GGGUUUCACCGUCCUGGUGACUCAUUCUGUUUUAUUCCGUAAGAGUGUAUUCACGUAAGACACAUUACAAAGCUGCUGAUAGUUCGUAUAUCGCCAAAGAAAAUGUUAUUUUCCUCGUCAUCGGAAAAUGACAGGACCUUUUCCCUUAGUGGGAGUUGAACAGUGUACGUGGUUUCAUCAUGUUCCAUUAUGAUUGUGAAUAUCUGGACAAUUCCGCAAUGAUUUUCGAAUAAUUCGAUUUGUGAUCGUAAACGAUUUAGCGAGUGACGUCCUACCAUCUUACCGCUCAGCCAUCAUGUCAGUUUGUUUGGAGUCGAGCAGAUCUAGAGACGGUCUGAAGCUGCCUCUGCUCAACAGAAGUAAAAGUGAACCUGGUCCAUCAACCCUAAACGUGCUAACAUCCUCACCACCGAAACGUUGCAAGCUGGAUACCUCGAGUGUGAGCCUACCUGCCAGUCCAUGCGCAGAAAGUUCUUCUAUCCAAAGAAGUCUGAUUUUGAAGAAAGUCAGAUGCUUGGAUACCGAUGGACUUAAGCAAAAGUUGGAAAGUGGAAGACCGAGGAAUUUCGUGCUGCUAGACUGUAGGUCUUUCACGGCCUACAACCUAAACCAUAUCAUCGGAGCAAUAAACGUCAACUGUUCAGAUAGGUACAACAGGAAGAGAUUACAGAGAGGCAAAGCCACACUGGCUGAUCUAGCUUCCACUAGAGAUAGCAAAGAGACUUUAAGGAAGAUGGCAUACAAGGAAGUGAUUGUAUACGAUGAAGCUACGAACGAUAAGGAUAGGAUCACCACAACGCAUCCGUUGUUUCUGGUAUUAUCAUCCAUAGUUGAAGAAAACAAGGAACCUACACUUCUACUAGGGGGACAUCGAGAUUUCUCGAAGAAACACAGGGACCUGUGCGAGGAAGUUGUAACAAGGGGUCUGUCAACAUCCGCUUCCUGUCCAACACUCGAGGAUAUAGAUUCUCACCCAGCGUCUAGAUUGCUGCCCUUUUUGUACCUGGGAAACAGUAAGGAUGCUGCGGAUUUGUCGUGUUUGCAGAACCUAGGAACGACAUGUGUCCUGAACGUCACUUCACAACUUCCUGGAUACCACGAAGAAAGGGGGAUCAAGUAUAAACAGAUUCCAGCUUCCGAUUCGGGACACCAGAAUCUCAAGCAGUAUUUUGAAGAGGCUUUCGAUUUCAUUGAAGAGGCAAGGAAAAAUGGUACAAGGGUGUUAGUACACUGUCAGGCAGGAGUAUCAAGAAGCGCAACUAUUGCUAUAGCAUACAUCAUGAAAUACAAACAGAUGUCCAUGGUAGAAGCUUAUAAACUGGUCAAAACAGUCAGGCCCAUAAUAUCACCGAAUUUGAAUUUCAUGGGACAGCUUUUGGAACUCGAAGAAAAUUUGAGGAAUAGUAACAGCAAUUUGCAAUGUAGGUGGAGAGAAAAAUCAAACGAUGAAGUGUCACAAGGAUGCAGUGUAUAAUUUUUUUUUAUCGCGAAUAGUCAUUAGUUGGCCAUAAGAGUCUUUCUAGUCUGUAAAAGUGGAUUAAUUGGCUGUGUGUAAUAUUAUUUUCCACAUUAAUUUAGUUUUUUAUUGUAUAGGCAUGUCUUAUUUUUUAUACAUUUACGAACAGUCAUGUGAAAAGAACAUGACAAUUAAUUCUGAGAAAAAUCGAAGGGAUAUGUGAACAGGAAAUAAACCUUAAAGGUGGGUUAAUAAUGGGAUUUUAUCAAAUUCUACGAGUCAAUUAAUUUUUCGAAGCAUGUAUUUAGAACAAUGAGCAUUUAUUGAAACUUUACUUCAUAGUGGUACAUAGAUCCUUAAAAUCAUCAAAAAUCACCCGUAUAUUCAUAUUCGGCUAUUUACAUAAAAAAAUAUAAACUGAUGCCCCAAAACUACUACCGCAUCGGUUAAAUAAAUCCAUGGCAAUAAUAUUCAUUCAUUAUUCAUCCAUUUUCAACUAGAGUUAACUUGGACAAUAGUUUGAAAAUUACCAUAUCACAUGUUCGAUGUGUGGUACAAAUAUACAUUUAUUUAUGAGGAGAAUUCUCACACAUAAUUUAUGAUCUUAUGUUUUUUUCCAAUUCAUAAACACAAGGCAGGUUAUCCUUCCUUUUUCGAAUAUUCAUGGUAUCUUAAACAUUUUUUUAUUUAAUAUGACCAAAGUAGAUUAGAUUCAGCAUUUUCAACUUCAAUGUUUAAUAAAUAUCUCUUCACAUUAUCUCCAAAUAUUUUCAAAAAAAUUAAAAUUAAUAAAAUGUGGAAUAGCAAUAACUUCAUCAAUAUUUGUAUAUUUUGUUCGAACUGAAACAUAUCUGAAUAUAUGAAUCAUUAAAAAAAAAUAGAUUUUUGAUAUUGAGAGUGUAAAUUAAAUUGUUUGAUAUUUUCUCAAAACAUCCUAGAUCCAUCUCUUCAAGACUGAAUGUACAUUAAUGUUAAAUCUUUAUGAAAGUUUAGAAAUUAAUGAAUAAUUUAGUUGAAGCUUUUAUUUAUUAUUCAUACCUAAUACUACUAGUAAUAUUAUUUAAGUUAUGUUGUUUUAUUGCCAUAUUACCUAGAUAUACAAUGUUGUAUAACGAUGUGUAUCUAAUUUCAAUUAUAAUUAACUUGUAGUGGAUUGACGAGGAGGGAUGAUUUAUUCACAAGAUAAGUUUUUAAUGCAAUGUCUAUUUCAACCAGAAUAUUCAAUGGAAAUAAUUCAAACUUCAAAGCCUGUCUAAUGAAUUUGAGCAGACAUUUCAUUCGGAUAGUUUGAUUUUACAUCAAACAUCUUGACAUUGAAUAUUACCCCUCUUAAUUUAUAUUGUUUGGUGUGUAUAUUAUAAAGGAUGGCUAUGAUUGUAUCUUUCUCAGGUAUGUAGGAAGUUUCGACAAGUUUAGGGAAGAAUUUUGUUCAGCUCUUGUAAAGAGCCAAAUACCAGAGCAAAGAUGUUUUUUUUUAGCACCCCUGUGUAUUUAGGAAUAAGUAAUAACCACACUUGAGAAAUGUGUGCCUUUACUCUAUAUUGUUAAGGCCUGUAUUAUGAAUUUGUACAUAUAUAUACUCCUAAAAAAUGAUUAUUUACAUAAAUGUUACAAAUAA
This is a messenger RNA of Harmonia axyridis, 3074 nucleotides long. Its product is annotated as dual specificity protein phosphatase 10-like. Bases 296 to 1474 code for a protein of 392 amino acids. The transcript is spliced from 4 exons. Gene Ontology annotation, molecular function: protein tyrosine/threonine phosphatase activity; MAP kinase tyrosine/serine/threonine phosphatase activity. The record is from RefSeq and is a predicted model, not a curated record. Gene Ontology annotation, biological process: negative regulation of MAPK cascade; protein dephosphorylation. NCBI's taxonomy places the organism in Eukaryota, Metazoa, Arthropoda, Insecta, Coleoptera, Coccinellidae. Gene Ontology annotation, cellular component: cytoplasm; cytosol.